AUGGAUCAGAGAUGCAGACUUCCACCUAUGUCAGUGCUGGAGGGCGUAACACAACCUGGAGAUAUCAUGAUCGGAGUCUUGCUAAGUGUUCAUUUUGACAAAAUCUACCAAAAACUUACAUUCAGUGAAAGACCACCCAAGAUCCUGUGUACACUGUUCAGUUUGGAUAACUACCAUCUGACUCAGACCAUGAUACACACCAUUGAAGAGAUCAACAGGGAUCUCAAUAUUCUCCCAAAUGUAACAUUAGGUUUCCAGAUGUAUGACACCUGUAAUGUACCUCAUAAAGAAUUACAAGGAUCAUUACAAUUCCUAACUGAGUUCACCACGAUCACCUCUAGCAGCCGGUGUAGUUCUCGGCCAUCUUUCCCUGCCAUUAUUGGUUCCACUCUUUCUGCAAACUCAAUCAUCUUGGCUCAUGUUCUGGGGACUUUCAGAUACCCACAGGUCAGUCCAUAUUCAAGUGCUUCUUUACUGAGUAACCAAAAAAUGUUUCCAUCUUUCUUCAGGCCUGUUCCAAGUGAUAAAACACAGUCUAUGGGACUGGCUCUGCUGGUUUUAAACUUUAAUUGGACCUGGAUUGGUUUUGUGGCUACAGACAAUGAUUAUGGUAUUCUGGGAAUACAGAUAAUAAAGCAAGAGAUCAUUAAGGCUGGAGCGUGUGUAGCUUUUACUGAAUAUAUACAUCUGGGACAGCCAGAUCGCAAUGCUCCACAUAUAGUGAAGGUUAUUAAGGAGUCAUCAGCUAAGGUGGUUGUUGUAUUCUCUGCUGAUCAUGAAUUUGUUCCUGUUGCAAAUGAAAUGUUGAAACAGAACAUCACAGGGAGGAUAUUUAUUGGAAAUGCCGGUUGGGUCAGGACCACAUUACUGUCAACAAGAAAUUAUUUUUGCAUUUUUUCUGGCACUCUUGGCUUAACCGCUAAUAGUUAUUUGGUUCCAGGAUUAAGUCAGUAUCUCAGCAAGAUACAUCCUCCUCAGUCUAUGAGGGAGACCUGGGAGAACUUAUACUGGGAGAACUUAUACUGGGAGAAUGUUUUCAGCUGUAAAUUUCUUUAUGGGAAAAACCUUACUAGUAAUUUGGAGGCUCAAGUAACAGAAUGUACAGGAGAGGAGAAUGAUGUUUUGGCUAAAGCUUUGGAUGAUCUGAGAAGCUGCAAGAUGGGUGAUGGUCCAUUUUCCCAUGGAACCUGUGCAGACAUUUUGAAUUUCAAACCAUGGCAGGUUCAUGCUACAGAUGAAGCCAUGCUAAUCAUGGAUCUAUCUGUGACUGAGUUUGCCCGGCGAGACGGACUUCUGUGCACGAAUGGGACUCAUUGGCUCUUUGCCAAGGACUCCAACAAAGAAGUUCCUCGUUCGGUUUGCAGUGAGAGCUGUCCUGCAGGAUACAGGAAGGCUGCUAGAUCAGGAUACCCCAUCUGCUGCUUUGAUUGUGUCCAGUGUCUACAAGGAGAAAUAUCUAACCAGACAGAUUCAAUAAACUGCUUAAGGUGUCCUUGGAAUCAGUGGCCAAAUUCUGAGAAAUCCAGAUGUCUUCAAAAAUCAGUGGAGUUUCUUUCCUAUGAAGAUACAUUGGGAGGACCUUUAGCUACAAUCAGCAUAAUAUCCUCACUUAUUCCUGCUGCUAUUUUGAGGCUUUUCAUCUUGCAUAGACAAACAUCUAUAGUGAAAGCCAAUAAUUACUCUCUAAGUUGUCUUCUACUGAUGUCCCUGUGUCUCUGCUUCUUGUGCUCUUUAGUAUUUAUAGGUUACCCCCACCACCAGACGUGUCUCCUGCGUCAGGUACUGUUUGGCCUGGCCUUCACUUUGUGUGUCUCAAGUAUUUUGGCUAAGACUAUCCUGGUGGUGUUAGCUUUUAUGGCCAGUAGACCAGGCCGCAAUCUGAGGAAAUGGAUGAACCCCCAAGUGUCCUACAUGAUUAUUAUUACCUGUUUCCUGUUACAACUCAUCUUGUGCAUCACUUGGUUGUCCAUAGCUUCUCCAUUCCCACAAUAUAACACUGAAACUAAACAUGAAAGCAUUAUUGCUGAGUGUAAUGAGGGCUCCCCCAUUGCCUUCUGGACCAUGCUAGGUUAUCUGUUCCUUCUGGCCACCAUUAGUUUCAUUGUUGCCUUCCUGGCUCGAAAUCUGCCUGACAGGUUUAAUGAGGCCAAGUUUAUUACCUUCAGCAUGCUGGCCUUCCUCAGUGUCUGGGUGUCAUUUAUCCCGGUCUCCCUCAGUGCUCAAGGUAAAUACAUGGUGGCCAUGGAAAUAUUUGCCAUCUUGGCUUCCAGUUGGGCUCUGGUGAUCUGCAUGUUUCUGCCUAAAUGUUUUAUCAUAGUGUUCAGACCAGAUCAAAACAGUCAACUUCUCAUUAUGAAAAUUAAAGAUUAA
Pseudophryne corroboree (corroboree frog) is the source of this 2370-nucleotide messenger RNA. RefSeq names its product extracellular calcium-sensing receptor-like. Gene Ontology annotation, cellular component: plasma membrane. Gene Ontology annotation, biological process: G protein-coupled receptor signaling pathway. Gene Ontology annotation, molecular function: G protein-coupled receptor activity. Lineage: Eukaryota; Metazoa; Chordata; Amphibia; Anura; Myobatrachidae. The coding region runs from base 1 to 2370 and encodes 789 amino acids. The transcript has 8 exons. The record is from RefSeq and is a predicted model, not a curated record.